Messenger RNA from Meloidogyne enterolobii, 866 nucleotides. The record is from the annotation of a GenBank genome assembly. NCBI's taxonomy places the organism in Eukaryota, Metazoa, Nematoda, Chromadorea, Rhabditida, Meloidogynidae.
UAAAAAUGUUGGUAGGAAUUGAUGCUUUGGCUGGUGCAAAUUCUGGUGUUCUUAAAGGCAUUAGGUUUGCCAACUCAACUUUCGUUAAUUCUCGACCUCAAAAUGAAAAAGAUGAUUCUGUAAAGGGAAGGGCAAUUACUGCAAUGAGUUUUGCAGACAAAGAAAAGAGCGAGGUACUUAUUGGAAGAAAAAAUGGUCAAAUCGAUUUAUUUAAUACUUUAAGUGAGUCAAUUAAUCAACUAUUUGAUGUAAAUGAUAAAGAAGAAAAUGAAAGUAGUUCUAUUGAUUCUAUCUGUGGAGUUGAAUGUUUGAUUAAAAGCAACAAAAUUUUAACUGCUACAAAUUCUGGCAAUCUCUCAAUUUGGAAUACUUCCGGGGAAUGUUUAAAUAAAUGGAAUGCUGGAGAUAAUUUAAUUACAAUGAGGUUGGCAAGGGGGGAUUCUCCAACAGUUUUUGCUACUGGAGGAAAAGAAAAUGAAUUAAAAGUUUGGAAUUUUGAAGAUCAAAAAUGUGUUUUUACUGCCAAAAAUGUUAGGCCAGACAAUUUAGAAUUAAGAGUUCCUAUCUGGAUUAAAAAUUGCAGAUUUAUGGACGAAAAUAGUAAUUGUUUGGCUACAAGUACAGGGCAUGCUCAGAUUCGUCUCUAUGAUAUUCGAGCACAACGUCGUCCAGUACUCCAGGAAACUUGGUUAGAAGAGCCAAUAAAUGCUUUAUCUACAUGUUGUCGAGAAAAUCAUCUUUUAGCUGGAAAUAGCCGAGGAGAAUUGGGGCUUUUUGAUUUUCGUUUAUCUUCUAAAAGUAAGAACAUUUUAGACAGUCGGAUUAUAGGGAUACACCCAAUACUAAUAGAUACACCUCAAUUUUAA